AUGAAGCUUUCCAGCACAGUUGAAUUUGUUGCCGUUGCUGUAUCCGCCAUCACGUCUUUGUCUUCGGCUCAACAGCCUGGCACCCGUGUACCCGAGGUGCACCCCUCUCUUCCGUCGCAGCACUGCACGAUAGUCACGGAUGUGCUCCAGCAAGUUGGCAAAACGGGCGCGAAAGUUGCAGUAUGUGUUACUGAAGAUUCUUCAGUGGUGAUCGAUGCAAAUUGGCGUGAUGUGAACGCUGUUGGAACGCUUAACACUUGUGUGAAGAAUGACAAGUGGAACACGACAACCUGCUCGACACCGACAGCAUGUGCUGCGAUCUGUGGCCUCGAAGGAGCAGACUACACCGGGAACUUCAGUAUCACGGCAAUCGGACAGGAACUGUCUCUGAAACUUCAAACCCCGAGUAGUGUUGGCUCCCGCGUGUACAUGCUUGACGCAUCGGGGAAGAAGUACAAACAGUUUCAGUUGCUAAACCAGGAGUUUACGUUCGACGUCGAUGUCUCUAACUUGCCGUGCGGAUCGAAUGGAGCACUAUACUUUGUCAAGAUGGAUCCUGAUGGAGGCUCUGCACGCUUCCCAAGCAACACGGCUGGUGCUGCAUACGGCACAGGUGCCUGUGAUGCUCAGUGUCGACAAGAUCUCCACUUUGUCGACGGAGAAGCCAACCUGAAUGGUUCGUACGGCUCGUGCUGCACUGAGAUGGACAUUUGGGAGGCCAACAGCAUGGCUACUGCCUACACAACCCACUCCUGCUCUACCAAAGGCCAGCAGAGAUGUUUCUCUGUCGAGGACUGCGGUAACACGGACGAAACUCGCUACACUGGUUGGUGUGAUAAGAACGGGUGUGACUUUAAUCCGUUCCGAAUGGGCCACCAGAACUUCUACGGCCCUGGAAAACAAUUCGACAUCGACACGACUCGUCCAUUCUCAGUUGUCACGCAGUUUGUGACCAACGAUAAUACGGACACUGGCGAGUUAGUCGAAAUUCGGCGCCUGUACAAACAAGACGACCGAGUCAUCUCAAACCCAAGCAGCACGUGGCCUGCGUUGAAAGGCACGGACUCCAUAACGGAGGUCAUGUGCAACGUAUCCAAGACCUACUUCGACGACCCUGCCUAUGUCGGCAAUCUAGCUCAGCUGGGGCGAGACAUGAUUGGUGGCAUGACGCUCGCCAUGAGUGUCUGGGUCGACUAUGGCUUGAACAUGAGCUGGUUGGACAGCCAUUUUCCGGGAGAUGAUCCGGCAUUACCAGGAUAUCUACGCGGCGACUGUCCGUUUCCUGGCGGCAGUCCAGAUACUGUGUUUGCUCAGAAUCCGGAUGCAGGCGUCAAGUUCAUGAACAUCCGCUCGGGUGACUUUGGAUCUACAUACUAG
Molecule: messenger RNA, 1377 nt
Organism: Phytophthora nicotianae INRA-310
Lineage: Eukaryota; Oomycota; Peronosporomycetes; Peronosporales; Peronosporaceae
Exons: 1
Coding region: 1-1377 (458 amino acids)
Biological process (GO): carbohydrate metabolic process
Molecular function (GO): hydrolase activity, hydrolyzing O-glycosyl compounds
Source: RefSeq, a predicted model, not a curated record